This is a messenger RNA of Topomyia yanbarensis, 2592 nucleotides long. RefSeq lists its product as uncharacterized. Gene Ontology annotation, molecular function: nucleic acid binding. Gene Ontology annotation, biological process: DNA integration. The record is from RefSeq and is a predicted model, not a curated record. The transcript has 2 exons. Lineage: Eukaryota; Metazoa; Arthropoda; Insecta; Diptera; Culicidae. Bases 2 to 2323 code for a protein of 773 amino acids.
AAUGCAAGAGAUUUGGAGAACGGGAACAAAUUGGGACGAGCCCAUAUCAGAGCAACUGUAUGAUCUGUGGAGUAGGUGGAUCGAGCUGUACGAGACGAUUGAUGAAGUGCAAGUACCGCGUUGCUUCUUCGAGAAUUCUACAACGCCAGAGGUGGACGAAAUCGAGAUUCACGUGUUCACGGAUGCUAGCGUAGCGGCAUGCGCGUGUGUAGUGUAUCUGAGGAUGGCAAACAGCGGCGGUAGUUGGUGUUCGCUAGUAGCAGCAAAAACUAAAGUCGCACCACUUCGUGCGCUCUCCAUCCCGCGCUUGGAGCUACAAGCUGCUAUGAUGGGAGCACGAUUGCUGCACAACGUUUGUUCGGCACUCACUCUCAACAUACAUAAACGCUACCUGUGGACGGACUCCAGUACAGUUCUGGCGUGGCUUCGCUCGGACAGUCGCCGAUAUCACCAGUUCGUCUCAUUCCGAGUCGGCGAAAUUCUUUCACUCACCAGCGUAGAUGAGUGGUACCACGUACCUUCGAAGCUCAACGUAGCGGAUGAUGCCACCAAGUGGAAUUCAGGACCAUCGUUUGAUCCGAAUAGUCGCUGGUUUCAAGGCGGGUUCCUACGAAAUGCGAAAGACCAGUGGCCAAAGCAAUCAAACAAGGUAGAUGAAGUAGAUGCGUCAAUCGAAGAAAUACAAAUGGUAGCUGUACAUCUGACGUCGGAGGAGAUCGUAGACAUCGAACGCUUUUCAAAUUGGAAUCGUUUAGUUCGAACGAUGGCCUACGUUCAUCGGGCGAUAAGAAGCUGGAAGCAGAUUGGGAAUAGUAAACACCGAAGACAAAAUCCAGAUCAAGAGGAUUUCGUAAAGGCAGAAGAAACCCUUUGGCGUCAGGCUCAAUCGCAGGCAUACAGUGAAGAGAUUCAUCAACUAAAAAUCGAUGGCAGCGUUGACAAACGGAGUUCACUGCGUUCGCUGCUCCCUUUUUCCGACGAGCACGGAGUCAUGCGGGUACGAGGUCGGAUUGGAAACGCGCCGCAUAUUCCGUACGCGGCAAAGUAUCCCGUAGUAUUGCCGAGGGAACAUCGCAUAACUUUUCUUCUGGUGAAUUACUACCACCAACGGUUCCUUCACGCCAACGGAGAAACUGUGUACAACGAACUACGCCAGAAGUUUUACAUUCCGAAGCUUCGAAUGCUAAUACGUAAAGUUGGCAGGAGUUGUCAGUACUGUAAGGUACAGAAAGCUGUUCCAGUGCCGCCGCAGAUGGCGCCACUUCCGAAGGAACGCCUAACCCCAUUCGUCCGGCCGUUCACGUACGUUGGCGUCGACUACAUGGGGCCCUUCGAAGUCAAAGUCGGCCGCAGUCUGGUGAAAAGAUGGAUCUGCUUGUUUACCUGUCUUACGGUACGGGCGGUUCAUCUGGAGCUAGCACACAGUCUUUCAACAUCGUCCUGCGUGAUGGCCUUUAGGAGAUUCGUGGCCCGACGGGGUGCGCCGCUGGAGGUUUUCUCCGAUAAUGGCACUAACUUUGUCGGAGCCAAUCGCCAGCUGUCGGAAGAAAAACAGAAACUUGAAGAGAUCGUCGUAGACUGCGCCAACACAUUCACCAACGCACACACUCAGUGGCACUUCAACGUUCCUGCAGCCCCGCACAUGGGGGGACCCUGGGAGCGCAUGGUCAAGUCAGUGAAAGUCGCAAUGAAAGCUGUUUCUGACAGUCCCCGUCAUCCUAGCGACGAAGUAUUAGAAACGAUCAUGCUGGAGGCCGAAGGUAUUGUGAAUUCGCGACCGUUAACCUAUGUUCCCCUGGAAGCUGCAGAUCAGGAGGCACUCACACCAAACCACUUCCUGUUACAUGGGUCGAACGGAAUCAAGCAACCAGCAAGCGAACCUGCGAUCACAGGAAACGUUCUUCGGGACAGCUGGAAGCUGGCCCAGCACAUUGGAAACGAAUUCUGGCGAAGGUGGAUCCGGGAAUAUCUCCCAAUGUUGACACGGCGGGUGAAAUGGUUCGAUACCGUGAAGCCCCUGGAACCUGGCGAUCUAGUCGUCAUAGUCGACGAACAUGCGAGGAACCGCUGGGAACGAGGACGCAUCCUGGAAACCUUCCCGGAUAAGUCCGGACAGGUGAGACGCGCAACAGUACAGACUAAUAGAGGUGUGUUCGAGAGACCUGCUGUAAAGCUCGCUGUUCUGGACGUCGUAAGCUGUAACCAGAAGUCGGAUGAAGCCGCUGCGGGACCGGUAAUGGUUCACGGGUCGGGGGAUGUCGCCGAUACCCCUUGUUAUGGCGCGUCACUGGUGAACCAUAUGUCCUAUCCCUCGCUAACCUAACAUCACGACCAGGCAGUGCGAGCGCUUUGACAGAUGAUCAACAUAAUUAGUCAGCAGAAUUGAUAGCGAAGUGACAAAAGUAAUCCAACUCACGUUUUUCCGUACAAUCACAGUUCUGUCGCGAGUUGUAAUUAAAUUAAUAGUAGUUAUUAUACGUUGCACUAUAUUAGCCACACAAGUGGAAACCUAAUUAAAAAGCAGAGACUAGAAAGUGAAUUCAGAAUACACUGGAGUAUCCUUCCACUGUAAAACAGGAACCUGAAAAGAUA